CCGACACUGGCGAGGUGAGGGCGUAUAGGGAGGUGUGGCGCCGCGUGCCCGUCGAGCGCGAGGCGCGCGCGUGGUGUCUCGAGUCUGAGGAGGGCGAGGGGAAGGUGUUUGUUGGGCGCGUCGGGCUGUACUUCCUGGCGCUCGGGCAGCGCGGAGAGGCGUUCGCCGCGCGGAGGUGGCAGUUGGAGGAUGGGCGGUGGAGGGAGGUGUACCGCAUCAACACUGGCGCGCUCGCGGUGCCCGCGCCGGGGGACGUACCGGAGGAACAGGUACGCGAAGGCGCGGUGGUGCAAGUGAAAGGGAGGGCGUAUGUCGUGAGGGAAGCUUACGCUGUCUAAAACACCGAGAUACAACGCGGGCAUCCGCGUUAAAAAUACCAAUAGCCCGUGCCGUACGUACACACACACACUUCUCAUCCAACCCUUAUCUCCCCAGCCCAGCCCCUCCAUCCUACCACGAACAAGCACAAUGUCCAAACUCGCCGCGACGCGCAUCUCCCUCCAGCUCCCACCCGGCGCGCCCUCCGAAGAAACCGACACCCUCGUCCUCACCUUCCGCGCGCACUACAUCGACCUGCGCGUCCUGCGUUCCUCCCUCUCCUCCUCCCCGCAGCGGGUGGAAGUAGACGAGGGCUUCGCAGGCACCCUCACGCACGCCUCGCCCGCGCACACGCGGUGGACGCACGUCGUCGACUCCAACGGGUCCGACAAGCUCGACGAGGGCACGUUCACGCUGCUUCCGAACGGAGACGAGGUCGAGGAGGGGCUGACGGAGGCGGGGGGGACGUAUAGAGAGGUGUGGCGGCAGGUGCCGGUGGAGGCGGGCGCGCCCGCGUGGUUCCUCGAGUCCACGUCCCCGUCCCCGUCCACCUCUUCCUCUCCCUCCACCAAGGACACGCGUAUGGGGGAGGGGGGAGAGAAGGUAUUCGCAGCCCGCAUGGGCCUCUAUUACCUGACCAUGGGCCAGACCGGCGCGCGCGGGCGGGGGUACAGCGCGCAGCGGUGGCAGCUCGAGGGCGGCGCAUGGCGGCGCGUGUAUAAGGUCGGCGGGAUGCGGUUGCCGGAGCCGAGUGAGGUGGGGGAGGUACGGGAGGGGGAGGAGGUGUGGGUUGGUGGGAGGGGGUAUGUUGUUCGGGAAGCGUAUGCUAUCUAA
Messenger RNA from Gloeophyllum trabeum ATCC 11539, 1152 nucleotides. RefSeq lists its product as uncharacterized. The record is from RefSeq and is a predicted model, not a curated record. The transcript has a single exon. Lineage: Eukaryota; Fungi; Basidiomycota; Agaricomycetes; Gloeophyllales; Gloeophyllaceae. Bases 469 to 1152 code for a protein of 227 amino acids.